AGUCCCACAACAGGAGGAGCGUCUUUUACCGGACGCCACACCGCACCAGUGUCCUGACGUUGUGCUGCGGUGUGGGCGGAGUGAUACGACGGAGGUCCGCUCGCGUGCGUGGGUGUGUAGUUCCGGCAGGCGCGGACAUCUUGUAGAAGUCGUCGGAGAAGGAGCGGUGCGGACAGCGGGAAAGGGAUCGGGAUACGGAAAGCGACGGGGUGACAGUCAACCUUCGGUCAGAGAAACGUGGAGCUGAAACGUCUCUUCUGAAACUAUCGAUUGUGGCUGCGCCGUUUAUUGAGUGGGAUACGCGAGACACCGAGAGGGUCCCCCACACUUCAGCGGCUGAAGCAGUACUAGCGCUCCCUCCUCGGACGGCUCGCGCGGUCAGACAGAGACGAGACACAGAGACAGAGAAUGGCGCUGAAGCGGAUCCACAAGGAGCUGAAUGACUUGGCUCGUGACCCUCCAGCACAGUGUUCUGCUGGUCCUGUUGGUGAUGACAUGUUCCACUGGCAAGCCACAAUCAUGGGACCUAAUGACAGUCCGUAUCAGGGAGGUGUCUUCUUCUUGACGAUUCACUUUCCUACAGACUAUCCUUUUAAACCUCCUAAGGUGGCAUUUACCACAAGAAUUUAUCACCCAAACAUUAACAGUAAUGGCAGCAUCUGUCUGGAUAUUCUACGAUCACAGUGGUCUCCGGCAUUAACUAUUUCUAAAGUUCUUUUGUCCAUCUGUUCACUGCUAUGUGAUCCAAAUCCAGACGACCCUCUAGUACCAGAGAUUGCACGGAUCUACAAAACAGAUAAUGAGAAGUACAACAGAAUAGCACGAGAAUGGACUCAGAAAUAUGCAAUGUGAUGACGCCUUGCAGAAGUCUGAACAACAUAGCUGGAAUAAACUUUUAAAUUACUGGUUCUCCUUUUGGUUAUCUGGUUAUCAGAUAGCCUUUUUUUUUUUUUUUUUUUUUUUUUUUUUCCCCCCCCUCCUUGCUCCCCCCUCCCUCCUUGCACACGCUCUUACAAGAAGACCUCUGGCUUGAAUCAGCAAAUCUUAAGUUCUCAGUACAUAGUUGCCAUCAGACUGGAAGCAAAGCACGCCCACUGUGGAACAGGAGUGUGUCGACGAUGCCUUUUUCUAGCCGCUUUGAGAGUGACCAGCCCAGACUGAUGUCUACAUUCUCACUCAUCGCUCUGACACUUACUGAAGAUGCUGGGAAAGUCAAGGAUGCUGAUGUGCUGGUAGCCUUGUCCCAAAUUCAUCAGUGCCCGUUUUCAGUGUUCAGUAGCAUUAAAUACCUGGUAUCUCACUUGUACUCUGCUCAAAGCUGACAUCACUGAUGAGAACUGCUGCAGAGUAUAUAAGCGUCAGCAGUCAGGAAGAUGUAAAGGAUUAAUACUGUAUUUUAUGCAUGUUGAUGAAUUAAACAGAUGUGUUCUGCAGGCAGUGAACAUUUGGGUGGGUGGGUGGGUAGAAGUUAGAGAACUUGAGUUCCUUUCUGGGGGUCUUUUUUUUUUUUUUUUUUUUUUUUUUUUCUCCCUUCCCUUUAAAUUUUUGGUUUUCAUUUUCUUUUAGAAGUCAGGAGCUAUUAGUUAAUCUCUCUUCCAUAACUCUCUUGUAGCACUGAAAAAAAGGAUGCAAAGCUCUGUGGUUGACUGAUCAACUAAUAGCUCUUUUGUCCCCCUCAAUAAAGUUUCAUAAACCCAGGGUUGGUUGCCUUGUACAAUUUGUGUAAAAGUAUGUUUGCAGCUGUAAAGCCGGAGGCCCUAUGCCUGUUUUCUAGCACCCCACCCACCAGCAGUUGCUU
Scleropages formosus (Asian bonytongue) is the source of this 1798-nucleotide messenger RNA. Its product is annotated as ubiquitin-conjugating enzyme E2 D2-like. The record is from RefSeq and is a predicted model, not a curated record. NCBI's taxonomy places the organism in Eukaryota, Metazoa, Chordata, Actinopteri, Osteoglossiformes, Osteoglossidae. The transcript is spliced from 7 exons. The coding region runs from base 409 to 852 and encodes 147 amino acids.